AUGCGGAGCGCGAAGACGAGAAGAGCAUUUUGCACCGUCGCGAGUGCGGCCCUACUCGCAACGUCUUCUCAAACGGGAGUUGUGGGAGAACCGACGACGUCGUCGUCGUUCUCGUCCGUAUCUGAUGAGUCUAGUUUAUGCGACGAAAGCGCAGUCGCGAGUAAGGACCCUUUUGAAAAAUUAUCUCGGCUGUGCUCGGUAGAUGUCGAGUACGGCGUCGGUCCGUUGUCGAUAAUAAGCGAUGGUGCAUCGACGAAUAGUGGAGCAGAUACUUUCGUCGACAACUCGGAAGCCUCUUCGAGUAUCGCAAAAGAAGAAGAAGAAGAAGAAGAAGAUAAGGAGUACACCUUUCCCGCGACCAUUCGUUGGAGAAAUAAUAAGUUGGAAGAGGACAAAUCUUUUCAGGUCACUUAUGUUUUCGCGUACGGACAAGGCAUCGCCGAUGGUCGAGUCGAUGAUCGCGCGGUAUUGAUCAAUCCUGGUGGCGCGAACGGUAUGCCCGCUCGCGCGGUGAACAGAAUGCUCUUUCGAGGAGUAGCCGGCGACGGGGGGACGUAUGAGUUUGGUUUUUUGGGUUCCGCGAUGUUCGAGGAAGGCGCGCUGUCGAACAACAACUCCACAAAACGAGCUGGAAAUUUGGUAUCUUUAGCAUAUAAUGGUCAAUGGUGCGAUAGAGUCUCGAGCGAGACAACGGCGUGUGGAGAAACGUCGUACUCUUGGUGUUGCGGACAGUUUCUUUCACCUCCUCCUCCGCCGCCUCGAAUCCUCAUCGAGCCAAUCGGCGGGAACGGAGUUAAUUCACCUUCGGACGAUGGUAACGUUACUAGCAUGUCUGGACCAACAGAAGCAUUUGAUACGUUCGAACACUCAUCGCCGAGCGUUUUUGAUGCCUCUUUUCAGAAUUCAAAGGUCGUGCCGCUCUCGCCUUUAGCGCAAGCGCUCGAUCGAGGCGCUCGAAUGCCCAAAAGUUCAAAGCUUCCAUCUAAUAUCGGUACGUUUGGUUCAAUUUCGGGAUUGAUUGUUAUCGGUUUAGUUUUGAUUGCGAUAAUUACGGAAAUUUCGAGGCGAUGCAUGAAACGUUUAGCGAAAGAUUUGGAAAGCUGCGCUCCCGAGAUUUCUCGUAAGCUCACGCACUUGUUGCCCGGUCAAACGGAUGUUUCGGUCGAUAUCGAUCUCGAAGGCAUCAUAGUUUCAAAAGCACAUCAUCAUCAUCACACAAAUGUCAGCGAAACAGUCACCGUGCACGCGUUACGAAGGCCUCAAUCGAGGCACACUUCGAUCUUCGAAAACGACGGAACGAUGACCAUGGAGUUUGAAUGCGAUGUCGCGUCGUCGCGAAAAAGGCUGGAUUGUAAUAAGGACGAAGGCGCCGGGGGAGACGAAGGAACAUCUUCUUCAUCGGAACUCAUGGAUUUAAAGUACGCGUCGCAAUCGAUUGAAACGUACAACAGUAUAAACGGAUACGUACAAUCGCUCGCUCGAAUGUUUGAUACUGGUUUAUUCGCUUCUCAAGGUCGCGACAGAGAUGGAGAAUCUGCCGGCAAGGAAAAAAAAGGAUGGCGCGCGCACGAGUUGCGAAAGAACGAGUUCAAAAUUACACUCGCUGACGUUAAGAUCGGACGCGCCAUAGGACGCGGCGCAUACGGCGUCGUGUGUGAAGGUACGUACAAAGGCUUUCCAGUGGCUGUGAAAACGUUACACGCGGGUAAAUCGACGUUAUCGCGGAAAGAAAAAACCGCGUUUGAAUGCGAAAUAUCUCUUCUCAGCAGAUUAUCGCAUGUGAACAUAGUCACAUUUUACGGCGCGUGUACGGACGAUAAAGAUCAUCAACUCUGCGUCGUCAUGGAACUCAUGUCAAAAAGUCUGUUCCAGGUUUUACACGAAAACGAUCGCGAGAAUAGGAAAAACCGGCGACUGACUCGAUUGGAGUUUCUCCGCGUCGCCUCCGACGUCGCGGCGGGAUGCGCGUAUUUGCACGAAUUGAAAAUCACGCACGGCGAUUUAAAGUCACACAACGUAUUAUUGAACGGAUCGGGUGCGAAAAUAUGCGACGUUGGAUGCGCUCGAGUCGCACAAAUCACCGGCAUGGUCACCACGCAACAAUCCAUCGCGUUCUUACAAAACACCAAAGGAACCAACGACCCGAAAGAGCAAAACAACAACAACAACAAUAAAAACGUCGUCGGAACGCCGGCGUACAUGGCCCCGGAACUCUUCGACCGCUCCUUGGACACAAACCCAACGACAACAUUCGGCAUCGACGUAUACGCUCUCGCCAUCUUAUCCUGGGAAUGCCUCUCCGGCGAAACUCCUUGGUCUCACGUCCAACACCCGGUACAAAUAGCCUUCGCCGUUUGCAACGACGAGCGCUUGGACUGCGAGAAAGUCGGCGACUGGGAAGAAGCUAAACUUCUGAUUCAAAAGUGCUGGAAACGAACGCCAAAAGAUCGACCGAGCAUGUGUGAAAUCGCGCGCACAUUGAAAGAUAUGAGAACCAAAGUUCGCUAA
Bathycoccus prasinos is the source of this 2508-nucleotide messenger RNA. RefSeq lists its product as hypothetical. Gene Ontology annotation, biological process: protein phosphorylation. Lineage: Eukaryota; Viridiplantae; Chlorophyta; Mamiellophyceae; Mamiellales; Bathycoccaceae. Bases 1 to 2508 code for a protein of 835 amino acids. Gene Ontology annotation, molecular function: protein kinase activity; ATP binding. The record is from RefSeq and is a predicted model, not a curated record. The transcript has a single exon.